Olea europaea var. sylvestris is the source of this 1868-nucleotide messenger RNA. RefSeq lists its product as uncharacterized. The transcript is spliced from 6 exons. Gene Ontology annotation, molecular function: long-chain-alcohol O-fatty-acyltransferase activity; diacylglycerol O-acyltransferase activity. Gene Ontology annotation, biological process: triglyceride biosynthetic process. The record is from RefSeq and is a predicted model, not a curated record. Gene Ontology annotation, cellular component: plasma membrane. NCBI's taxonomy places the organism in Eukaryota, Viridiplantae, Streptophyta, Magnoliopsida, Lamiales, Oleaceae. The coding region runs from base 722 to 1642 and encodes 306 amino acids.
UAUAAUUCAAAUUCCAUACAUAACUGAUAAAUUUGAAUUGAAAUUUAUUUCCCGUGGGACGACAUUCUCAACUCAUCAACUCUAUUACUUGUCUACCCUUGCCGGUUUCGUACGAACAAUUAGAAGCCAUUCUGUUUAACAAUGAAUAGUCAAAAGUUGUACAAACUGACUGAAUUUGUAUAAAUAUGCCAAAUCAGUUGGAGGAUGAACAUCCAAAAUAAUAUGGAGCUUGAACAGGAAGAAGAGCUAGAGCCAGUGAGUCCUAGUGCUCAAUAUCUGAAGAGCUCAGCAUUAUCACUAACUAUUUUAGGUGUUAUGGAACUAGAAGCUCCAAUUGAUGUGUCCAUUGGCAUGUCACUCCUCAGAGAUUUAUUCAUACCCAUAAAUCAUCGCUUUUCCUCAAUCAUGGUUUCCGAGGAGGGAGGAGCAAAGAAAUGGAAAAGGGUGGAGGUAAAUCUAAAAGAUCAUGUAGCUAUACCAGUUCUUCCCAGUGGCUUGUCAACUGAUUAUUAUGAUGAAUGUUUUAGUGAGUAUUUAUCAAAACUAGCAUCGGAGCAACUUCCAGAAAACAGACCUUUGUGGGAAGUCCACGUAUUUAACUACCCAACAAAGAACGCAGGUGGUAAUGUGAUAUUCAAACUUCACCAUUCACUUGGAGAUGGCUAUUCCAUAAUGGGAGCGCUUCUGUCUUGUCUACAAAGACUUGACAGACAACCCUUCUAUGCCAUUAACAUUCCCAUCGCGCCAGUCUAACUCGAAGCCUAAUCGUCACAGUCAAGGUUUUCUCAGGCACAUCAACCGGUUUUUUUCUGGUUUGAUUAACACUGCAUACGAUAUCGGAUGUAAUCUCUUAAAGAGCAGUUUGAUUGAAGACGAUAAAUCACCUAUUAGAUCUGGGCAUGGAGUUGAGUGUGGACCAUUUGCUAUAACUACAACUACAUUUUCCAUUGAACACAUCAAGCAGAUAAAGACCAAGCUUCAAGUGACGGUUAAUGACGUGAUUACUGGGGUAAUCAUAUUUGGAACCAGAUUAUACAUGCAAAGAGCGAAUCAAGAUUCCAGUAAAGGGAACUGUACUGCACUUGUACUACUCAAUACUCGGGCCAUUGGAGGUUACAAGUCUGUGAGUGAGAUGAUCAAACCUAAUGCAGAAAUGCCCUGGGGUAAUCGCUUUGCAUUCUUGCAAGUUUCUAUUCCCAAUUUGACUGCCUCUGAGUUAAACAAUCCACUCAAAUUUGUUUACAAAGCCAGCCAAUUAAUUAAGAGGCAAAGAAAUUCUGCAGCAGUUUAUCUGACGGGUCAGUUUCUUGACGCCAUGACUAAAAUUAGAGGUCCUGAGUUUUUACGAGGUGCAAGUCCAGUGUUGGUAGUGGAAAUUCCAAGGACAAGAACAUUACUGCAACAGUGCAAUGACUAUGUAACGAAGACGCAUCCAGCAGAUGUUCAAAACUUAGAAAAGUUUAUUCAUGUUGAGAGACGAGCAGGAAAUACGUCAGCCGUAGCUAGCGCUAAAAUUUUGGCAUCUUUAUCAAACUUGAGAUUCCUAGAAACACGGGAUGCAUUGCUAGAACCUGUGCUGUUUUAUUUGUUGGAUUAUCAACUUCAGUAUUUCGCUUCGGAUUUGAUUAUUAGCCAUAAAUAGAUUGGAAUGAUGAAAGAUGGAAGAUUUCAGUGAAUGAUUAAGGUGUAAGAUGGAAGAUGCUAGCAUAGGAAUAUCGACAUCAAAGUCGUUGAAGUUAAUUUUGUACUAUAAUCUACUUAUUUGGUGAGGCUAUUGAAUGUGUUCUAGUUCACUAGGAAUGUGUUCUAGUUCAUUUUUGUGUGGAUUCAAAAUUCAUAAUGAAAUUAUUAUCAAUUUUGUUGGUUAA